Girardinichthys multiradiatus is the source of this 2674-nucleotide messenger RNA. It is a transcript of the gene rragca, whose product is annotated as Ras-related GTP binding Ca. Lineage: Eukaryota; Metazoa; Chordata; Actinopteri; Cyprinodontiformes; Goodeidae. Gene Ontology annotation, biological process: positive regulation of TOR signaling; cellular response to amino acid stimulus; cellular response to starvation. The transcript has 7 exons. The coding region runs from base 276 to 1424 and encodes 382 amino acids. The record is from RefSeq and is a predicted model, not a curated record. Gene Ontology annotation, molecular function: GTPase activity; GTP binding. Gene Ontology annotation, cellular component: nucleus; Gtr1-Gtr2 GTPase complex; lysosome.
GCAGGAUCAUGAGCCAAUCAGCAUUUGAGAUGUAAUCUAAGCAGCAAAUCAGAAUCAAGAGGCGGGAGCAUAAGCAAUUUUUUUUUUUCAUCUGAGAGGAAAUCCUAGGGAAAUGUGUGGGAUCAUCAUGCACUGUGUUUUCAAGAGGCUAGUACGAUAUUGACUAACUGUUUUUUACACCGAGACGGAUUUAUAGUGUCUGGUAACGAACAUAGCUGUGUUCAGAUACAUUUAGAGUGGAGGCAAACAGCGGAAGCGACCGUUGUUAGGUCAAAAUGUCGAUCCAGUACGAGGUGGAACAGCUGGCUGACAGCUACGGGGUCGCGGACUCGUUCCCUAAAGAUUUCGAUUAUGGUGAAGAGGAGGCCGACAUCGAGGAUAGCUCGGCCUCGUCAGACAGCAAGCCAAGAAUCCUGCUCAUGGGUCUGAGGCGAAGCGGCAAAUCAUCCAUACAGAAGGUGGUGUUCCACAAAAUGUCCCCCAAUGAGACGCUGUUUUUAGAGAGCACCAACAAGAUCUACAAGGAUGACAUCUCUAGCAGCUCCUUUGUUAACUUCCAGAUCUGGGACUUCCCAGGCCAGGUGGACUUUCUCGACCCCACCUUUGACUACGAGAUGAUCUUCAGAGGAACCGGGGCGCUAAUAUUUGUAAUCGAUGCUCAGGAUGACUACAUGGAGGCUCUGGGGCGGCUCCAUCUCACCGUGUCACGGGCCUACAGGGUCAAUCCAGAAAUCAACUUUGAGGUGUUUAUCCACAAAGUGGAUGGCCUUUCAGACGAUCACAAGAUUGAAACGCAGAGAGACAUCCAUCAGAGAGCCAAUGAUGAUCUAGUAGAUGCAAGUUUAGAGAAGCUGCAUCUCAGCUUCUAUUUGACAAGUAUUUAUGACCACUCCAUCUUUGAAGCCUUCAGCAAAGUGGUGCAGAAGCUCAUCCCCCAGCUGCCCACCUUGGAGAACCUCUUAAAUAUCUUCAUUUCUAAUUCAGGGAUUGAGAAGGCCUUUCUGUUUGACGUGGUCAGUAAGAUCUACAUCGCCACAGACAGCUCGCCCGUAGAUAUGCAGUCCUACGAACUGUGCUGUGAUAUGAUCGAUGUGGUUAUCGACGUCUCCUGUAUAUACGGCCUGAGGGAGGAUGGCAGUGGCAGCGCCUAUGACAAGGAGUCCAUGGCGAUCAUCAAGCUGAACAACACAACUGUGCUGUACCUUAAAGAGGUCACCAAAUUCCUCGCUCUGGUCUGCAUUCUAAGAGAGGAGAGCUUCGAGCGUAAAGGAUUAAUAGACUACAACUUCCACUGUUUCCGGAAGGCUAUCCAUGAAGUGUUUGAGGUUGGAGUUUCUGCUCAGCGUCCUUUAGGCUCACAGGCGGUGGGCUCACCCUGCAACAAGGCUGUCGCAUUGAACGGCAUGCCACGCAACACCGUGUAAACACUGAAGCAAGAUUAAUAAAUAAAUAAAAACAUGAAAAAUGGAGGUAGAAGAAAGGAAAGUUGGGGAUACAAUACUGGGGUUCACCAGCGCUCCAGUCACAUCCCCUUGCUCCCCAGCACCUAAAGGACUGAUGGAUGCCUUGAUCGAGGAAGCAGCAGUGAAGCACAGACAGGGAGUUUGGGCAUUUGUUUUAGGUGAAUGUAAAGGACUGUGUUCGCUGUGUCAAGGUGGAGAAACUGCACCUGAACAGGAACAGGUUCAGCAUCUUUCCUCUGAUUUCCUAAACUGUCUGAGGCUGCGAUACUUAGCUGCUGGUUCUUUUUAUGUGGAAGAUGUGAGAAGGAAAAAAAAAAAACAACAACUGUCUGACCUCUGCUGGACAAACUGUGACAUCUCGAUACUUUGUAGUGAUGAACCCGACCACUUCUGUGCUGAAAAAGACGGUGGAUGUGAACUGAUUGUCCUAACCCACACACGUUCAGAGAUGGCCUUAGGUAGAUGGAGCUAGACAACAGUGCAAGCUUCCUCCUACCACCCCUCCCCACACCUCACCUCACCCUAACCUAAUGCUGCACAAAACUUGCUUUUUGGUUUCACUUGUAAAGGGAAACGGGUGUUGUGAGCAGACUGAAAAGGGAUUGUGCUGUCCAUCCAUCAAUGUUGUUGUGAGGGAGUGGAUAUCUGUGUAUGAGUGUUUGGAUUUCAGUAAAAAUGUUUUGAUUUAAUCCCAUUCUGGCCUUUAUGCAGUGAAGGAUCUUACACACAAAGUUUACAUCCUUCAUCUCCAUAACAGCAGCUCAGUAUAAUUAAAUGCUUUUCAUUUAGUUAAAGUAAUCAUUUUUUGUUAUGCUCUGUAGAAAAAUUUAAAUUUUUAUUUGGUUUGUGGUUAUCAAAAGGAGUUUGACUUUCGGUAUAGCACUGCCAAAAAAAAUCAAGAAAUCUUUUAAGACACCAUAAUUAAAUCGGAAAAAGAUUUUUGUAUUAGAAAAUAAAUUGGUUUAACACUUGCAUGUGUCUCAACCUGUAAUUUCAAAUACAUGCCCAACUUUAUGAAUCCAUAUUUUGUGUUUCAUUCGGAUCAAAAGGGUUCACCAGAACAGCAAGGUCCCAUUCCAAGCAUGUGCUCGUCAGUGUGUUGUCAACUUGUUCUCAGCCGUAACACUGCUCAUUGUAAUCAAAAGUGAAAAUAAAAAUGAACUAAGACAAAUAAAAAGAUAUGUGUAUAUCUAGAAGAAAUGACCAAACAA